AUGUUCAAGUCGGCGUUGCAGAACCACAAUGCCAUCGCGUCUGCUUCGCCCACAAACACUGCCUACAAACAGGCUUCGCUCGGAAGCGUCCUUGAUCGCACUGGAUCGCAGACAUCAUCGACGCGUCCUGUAGGAAGUGGUACGAAAACACCCGUUGGGACAACUGCACAAGGAACCAAGAGGACGUCGAGCGGAUUGGCCAAGUCUCUGAGCUCGCACGAGGAUGACUUCGAAUACCCCACGAUGACCAUUGUCGGAUCGGAAAAAGAGAACGAGCUGCCGGCCGCCUACCAUAUGACAUCACGCAACAAUCCGGGCAUUUUACCGCAAGCCCUGUUCGAUGAAGACGACUUCGACAGUGACAUAGAUCUUGACGUUGAAGAUCCAGCGACAAAAGGCACUGUCACAUACCCUACGUUACCUCGCGUUACUUCUGAUGACUCGGCCGACUCGGGAUACAACUCGAGAGCGCAGACUGCCGACGUAAAACCAGAGCUGGGUAGUAGCCAGCCAAUACCGUGGUCUUCAUCGCCUUUGUCACACUACAAAACACCACAGAGGCCUGAUCCACCAAAGUCUAAGCGAAGAACCUUACCAUGGGCACAGAGUCAGAAGCAGGAACCUAUACAGGAAGAGGAAGAGCAAGAGGAGACCACACACCCUAGGAAAAGAGUCUCAAAGGGCGUCGAUAGGCCUUUCUCGACACCAGCGAAGGACUCCAAGUCACAAUCGUUUUUCAACACGACCGCGAGCGCCCUGAAGCAGCAGCGAACGACUCUCAGGGAGGCUAACAAGGCUCAAGCAAAAGCGCACCAGGGCACUGACGAGGAUAUAAAAGAGGCGAUCAAGAAGAAGAAGAAGAACACUAUUCACAAGAUAUUCCUCAGUGAAGAGCAACAGAACGUGUUGAACCUAGUAGCGGAAUACAAGAAGAGCGUCUUCUUCACUGGAUCUGCUGGUACUGGUAAAUCGGUCUUGCUUCGUGAGAUCAUCGCAGCGCUACGGCGGAAGUACGCCCGUGAGCCAGAUCGAGUAGCAGUCACAGCAUCCACAGGUCUGGCAGCGUGCAACAUUGGCGGUGUUACCCUACAUAGUUUUGCGGGUAUCGGACUUGGCAAAGAGCCCGUAGAAGACUUGGUCAAAAAGAUUAGACGAAACGCCAAAGCAAAGCAGCGGUGGUUGCGUACGAAAGUACUGAUUAUGGACGAAGUCUCGAUGGUGGACGGCGAUCUGUUCGACAAGCUGGAGGCAAUCGCCCGCACGAUUCGCAACAAUGGUAGGCCAUUUGGUGGCAUUCAGCUUGUCAUUACCGGCGACUUCUUCCAGUUACCUCCUGUCCCAGAGAAUGGACGGCAGGCCAAAUUCGCUUUCGAUGCAGGUACCUGGACUACAAGCAUCGAGCACACAAUUGGGCUGCACCACGUCUUCCGUCAGAAAGAUCCCGUCUUCGCCAAUAUGCUGAACGAAAUGCGAGAGGGCCGACUGACACAAGACUCGAUUAAUCGGUUCAAGCAGUUAGAGCGUCCACUGUCAAAGGGAGACGAGAGUGUCGAAGCCACAGAGCUCUUCCCUACACGUUCAGAAGUUGACAAGGCAAACACAACUCGUAUGCAGCAACUCCAUGGUAAUACCUUUUUGUUCGAAGCUCGCGAUGGUGGUACGAUCACAAACAAAGAGCAGCGUGAUAGGUUGUUACAGAGCUGUAUGGUACCGGCGCAAAUACAUCUCAAAAAAGGUGCCCAGGUCAUGUUGGUGAAGAACAUGGACGACACUUUAGUGAACGGCUCGCUAGGGAAGAUUACAGGCUUCAUGACUGAGCAAAUGUUCAGUAUCUACAAGGAGGACGAAGAGGCUUUCCUGGAGGGUGGUCCCUCAGAAGCUGCUAUGAAGACAGAGAUGAUGAAGAGUUCGCUCGGCGUAAACAGCAGCCAGGUUUAUCCUGUAGUCCGUUUCGCCAUCGCAGAUGGUACCACGCGCGACCUGUUAUGCAAGCGCGAAGACUGGAAAAUCGAGCUACCAAACGGCGAAGUGCAAGCAUCGCGUUCUCAGAUCCCGCUUAUCCUCGCAUGGGCGCUUUCCAUCCACAAAGCACAAGGUCAGACGCUUGAGCGUGUGCGCGUCGAUCUUGGCAAGGUCUUCGAAAAGGGUCAAGCGUACGUUGCGCUAUCCCGUGCGACGAGCAUGGCUGGUUUGCAGAUCCUGCGGUUUGAUCCUAGGAAGGUCAUUGCACACGACAAGGUGCGGUCGUUCUAUGCUGGUCUCAGCAGAGCAGAGCAGGUCGAGGGCAAAGCGAAGAGCAAGACCAUCCUGGGUAAGAUGCAGGCUGCGAAGGUGAAGAGUGCUGAAUGA
This is a messenger RNA of Alternaria burnsii, 2349 nucleotides long. Its product is annotated as dna repair and recombination protein mitochondrial precursor. The coding region runs from base 1 to 2349 and encodes 782 amino acids. Gene Ontology annotation, molecular function: DNA helicase activity; ATP hydrolysis activity. NCBI's taxonomy places the organism in Eukaryota, Fungi, Ascomycota, Dothideomycetes, Pleosporales, Pleosporaceae. The record is from RefSeq and is a predicted model, not a curated record. Gene Ontology annotation, biological process: telomere maintenance; DNA repair. The transcript has 2 exons.